AUGCUGUUCGGCAAAGACGUACCAUGGAGGAGACUGGAGGGCAUCUCGUUCGGAAUGUACACCGCCGCGGAAAUUAGGAAGCUGAGCGUAAAGACCGUCACGAACUCGAGGUUCCUGGACAACGUGGGCAACCCUGCCGCUAACGGUCUGUACGACCUGUCGCUCGGCCCGGCGGACUCUAAAGAAGUGUGUGCCACCUGCCUGCAGGACUUCAACAGCUGUCCCGGGCACCUGGGCCACAUCGAGCUGCCGCUGCCCGUCUACAACCCGCUCUUCUUCGACAAACUCUACCUGCUGGUGCGCGGCUCCUGCGUGAGCUGCCGCACGCUCACCUGCCCGCGCUCCGCCGUCCACCUCCUGCUGCAGCAGCUCAGGGUCCUGGAGAAGGGGGAGCUGCAGGCCGUCUACGAGCUGGAAGCGGAACUCAACAGGUUCCUGGAUUCGAAUGUUCAGGCCAGCGGUGUUGAGAUCCAGGAGGUCCUCGAGCAGCACGCGGCCGAGAUUCUCCGGAGACAUCAAGAUGAGAGCUGCACUUUCCCCGUGAAGCGAAUCUGCGAAUGCAGAAGGAAGCUGGUCACCAACUUCUGGAGGACUCACAUGACUUCUUCACGAUGCCCAAACUGCAAGGCGGGCCGGUCGCAGGUGCGAAAGGAGCACAACAGCAAACUGAUCGUCACUCUGCCUGCGUCACUCGCUAAAGACGCCGUGAGGGAGAACAGCGACGCUCAGCUGCAGUCCCAUGUACUUGAUGAGUCACUGCUUGGCAGGAGGGGAUACCUGACACCCACAAUGGCCAAAGAGCACGUGACCCAAGUGUGGAAGAAUGAAGGCUUUUUCCUGAAGCACCUCUUCUCAGGCCUGGAUGUGUGUGACUCCGGUAGCGACUUCAGCCAUGAAAUGUUCUUCUUAGACCUGAUGGUGGUCCCUCCGUCCAGGUAUCGACCCAUAAACCGUCUCGGUGACCAGAUGUUCACCAACGGUCAGACGGUGAACAUGCAGGCGGUCAUGAAGGACAGCGCGGUCAUUCAGAAGCUGCUGGCCCUCAUGGCGGGUGAGAAGGCACAGCAGUUGGAGGAGGCCGAGGAGUCGGAGUCUCGCCAGACUGAUCAGGCCUUCCUGGUGGGAAUUCCUGGUCAGACCCUCACAGACAAGCUGUACAACAUGUGGAUCCGACUGCAGAGUCACGUCAACAUCGUGUUUGACAGUGACAUGGACAAGCUGAUGACUGAGAAGUUCCCAGGAGUUCGCCAGAUCUUGGAAAAGAAGGAAGGUCUUUUCCGGAAGCAUAUGAUGGGAAAGCGUGUGGACUAUGCAGCCCGCUCCGUCAUCUGUCCGGACAUGUACAUUGGAACCAAUGAGAUUGGAAUACCGAUGGUCUUUGCCACCAAACUGACAUACCCCCAACCCGUCACACCAUGGAAUGUGAAGGAGCUCCGACAGGCGGUGAUGAAUGGUCCCAGCGUCCACCCGGGGGCAUCCAUGGUCAUCAAUGAGGAUGGCUCACGUACCAUACUCAGUGCAAGCAACUAUACACAGCGAGAGGCCAUUGCCAAGCAGCUCCUCACGCCCUGCACCGGCCCGCACCGCAUGCCCACAAAGAUCGUGAAUCGCCACAUUAAGAACGGCGACGUGCUCCUGUUGAACCGGCAGCCCACCCUUCACCGGCCCUCGAUCCAGGCUCACCGCGCCCGCAUCCUGCCCGCCGAGAAGGUGCUGCGGCUGCACUACGCCAACUGCAAGGCGUACAACGCCGACUUUGACGGCGACGAGAUGAACGCCCACUUCCCCCAGAGCGAGCUGGGCCGGGCAGAGGCUUACACCCUGGUCAGCACCACCCAGCAGUACCUGGUGCCCAAGGAUGGGAAGCCUCUUGCUGGGCUCAUCCAGGACCACAUGGUGUCAGGUACCAGCAUGACCAUCCGCGGAUGCUUCUUCUCUCGGGAGCAGUACAUGGAGCUCGUUUACCGCGGUCUCACUGACAAGAAGGGCAGAGUGAAGCUGCUGCCACCGGCUGUGCUGAAACCACAGCCGCUGUGGACAGGGAAGCAGGUCGUCUCCACGUUACUGUUGAACGUCAUUCCGGAGAACCAUAUCCCCCUGAACUUGACCGGGAAGGCUAAGAUUCCCAGCAAAGUGUGGGUGAAGGAUGUACCACGGGCAGUACCAGGGUACGAGCUGGACAACAUGUGUGAGUCUCAGGUGGUCAUCCGGCACGGGGAGCUGCUCGUGGGCGUUCUGGACAAGGCGCACUACGGGAGCUCCGCCUACGGACUUGUGCACUGCUGCUAUGAGCUGUACGGUGGCGAGACGAGCGCAAACCUGCUCAGCUGCCUGGCGCGCCUCUUUACCGCGUACCUUCAGCUGUACCGCGGUUUCACCAUGGGAGUCGAGGACAUUUUAGUAAAACCUGGCGCCGACAAGAGGAGGAAGAAGCUCAUUGCCGAAUCAACUCGGUGUGGAGCUAAGGCCCUGCGAGAAGCCUUCGGCCUUCCUCCGACAGCAGGGGAAAGCGAGGCCAGGGAUCGCUGGCAGGACGCUCACCUGAGCCCCGAUCAGCGGGACGUGAACAUGGUGGACCUCAAGUUUAAGGAGGAAGUGAACCUGAUCAAUAACGGCAUCAACAAGGUGUGUAUGCCCCUGGGGCUCCAUCAGCGCUUCCCGGAAAACAACCUGCAGCUCAUGGUACAGUCUGGGGCCAAGGGCUCCACGGUUAACACCAUGCAGAUCUCUUGCCUCUUAGGCCAGAUCGAGCUGGAGGGAAGACGGCCUCCGCUGAUGCCAUCUGGAAAGUCCCUGCCGUGUUUCCAGCCGUACGACGUGUCGCCGCGCUCAGGGGGAUUUGUUUCCGGAAGAUUCCUCACUGGGAUCAAACCUCCUGAGUUCUUUUUCCACUGCAUGGCUGGUCGCGAAGGCCUUGUUGACACAGCCGUGAAGACGAGUCGAUCGGGUUACCUGCAGAGGUGUAUCAUAAAGCACCUGGAGGGCCUCGUCGUGCAGUACGACCUGACUGUGAGGGACAGCGAUGGAAGCGUGGUGCAGUUCCUGUACGGCGAAGACGGCCUGGACAUCCCGAAGACGCAGUUCCUGCAGCGCCGCCAGUUCCCCUUCAUCAAGGACAACUACGAGGUCAUCAGGGAGUCGAAGUGUCUGGAUGAAAUCUUGUCACGUAUGAGUGCCGAUGCGGCGGAGGCUCAUCUGCGGGCCACGCGGAGGUGGAAGGCCAAGCGAGGGUUGGCGGCCCCGAGGGAAGGGGCCUUCCUCCUCUUCUCCCAGAAAAAGCUGCCGAAGCUGAAGUCCGCGAGUUGCCGGAACGACCUGCAGGGUGGAAGAGAUGCGGCGACUCGCCAGGUGCUUGAAAGGUGGCAGUCGCUGGACGACAGCAGCCGGAGGAAGUAUGUGAAAAAGGCGCGGCGCUGCCCCGACACAUGCGUCUCCGUCUUCCGCCCCGACGUUUGCUUCGGCUCCGUGUCUGAGACCUUUGACGACAUUGUGGAGUCGUACCUGAGCGAGUGCCACAGCCAACUGGGCUUGACCGGACAGGCCGAGGACCAUGUGACAGACAGGUUGAAGCCCCUGCUGCAGCUCAAGUGGCAGCGAGCGCUUUGCGACCCUGGCGAAGCCGUGGGGCUCCUGGCUGCUCAGAGCAUCGGCGAGCCCUCCACGCAGAUGACCCUCAACACGUUCCACUUUGCGGGCAGAGGAGAGAUGAACGUGACGCUCGGGAUUCCCAGACUGAGGGAAAUCCUCCUGAUUGCAAGCGCAAACAUCAAGACUCCGAUGAUGAGCAUUCCUGUACUGAACUCAAAAAAGGCCAUGAAGAGGGUGAAAGCCCUGAGAAAGAAGCUGACUCGGGUCUGUCUUGCAGAGGUGCUGCACAAGGCGGAGGUGGAGGAGACCCUCAGGGUGGAAGGCAGGCAGAAGGUGAACCGCAUCAUCAAGAUCACCUUUCACUUUUUACCCCCAGAGCUGUACAGGCAGGACAAGCAGCUCUCCGCUCAGCAGAUACUGCGUUAUAUAGAGACGAGGUUCAUUCAGCAGCUGCUCGUCGCUAUAAAGAAGCGCGGCGACAAGCUGUCGUCCUUAAAUGUCGUCGAGGCGCGAAAAGCCACUCGGAAGGACAGCGACCAGGAUGUUGGGGGCGCUCCAGGAACUCAGGAGAACGAGGAAGCUGAGGUGGAGGAUGGAGGCAACAUCGUGGACGGCGAGGCAGAUGAAGGCGAUGCAGAUGCCACUGACGCCAAGAGGAGACAAAAGCAGGAGGAAGAGGUCGAUUACGAGAGCGAGGAUGGUGAGGAUGAUGUUGAUGAUGAAGAGGACCUCACUGAGGAGAAGGAGGAAACACCCCUUGAGGAGGAGCAGGAGGAGUCCUCUCAAACCCCUCCGCUAUCCGGCCCUCCGUUAACCCCGUCCGCUGAGCAGGGCCCUUCGGAGGACCAGGACCCACAGAGAGUCAACGGCGUCCUGGGGCUCAGCCCUGCUGUUCAGAAUUAUACGUACGACAGCCAGCACGGCCUGUGGUGCGAGGUGACGCUCGCUCUGCCCAUCAGCAAGGUGCGCGUGGACCUGACCUCGCUGGUCGUUUCUCAAGCCCAGAGCGCCGUCGUGCACGAGGUGAAGGGGAUCUCGCGCUGCCUGCUCAAUGAGGUCACCAACAGGCGGGGCGAGAAGGAGCUCAUGCUGAACACCGAGGGCAUCAACCUGCAGGAGAUCCUCAAGUACAGCGAUAUUCUAGACUUGAAUCGACUGUAUUCCAACGAGGUCCACGCCAUGGCCAACAUGUACGGGAUCGAGGUUGCGCUCAGGGUCAUCGAGAAGGAGAUCAAAGAUGUCUUUGCUGUCUACGGCAUUGAGGUGGACCCCCGGCAUCUGUCUUUGGUGGCUGAUUACAUGUGCUUUGAAGGAGUAUACAAGCCCCUUAACCGCUUUGCCAUCGAGUCCAACUCCUCCCCGCUGCAGCAGAUGACCUUUGAGACAAGCUACAAGUUCCUGAAGGAUGCCACUAUGAUGGGUUCCCAUGACAAGCUCUGUUCUCCAUCCGCCUGUCUGGUGGUCGGCAAGGUGGUCAAAGGGGGAACGGGACUCUUUGACUUAAAGCAGCCCCUCCAGUAGCCCCCCCAACGCACGUGACAGACCGGCUGCAAAAUUCAGCAGAAUCCUCACACGCUUGUUGUGUGACCCUUUGCUGGCGCCACACAAGCGCAGGAAAAUAAUAAUGUUCAGCUUUGCUGUAUUCGUGGCUCCAGGGUUGGAUUGAGGCUCCUGACCGCUUUAUUUCUAGUGGAUUAGAUUGUCAAAGCAAAACAGACACGGAAUUACAUGGAGUGGAGCAGCAAUCAUCUGUUUGUAUCACCAGAUUAAUAGAAUGGUGAUAAUGUUGUUUCUGAAAUAAAAAAAAUGUAU
Molecule: messenger RNA, 5400 nt
Organism: Scleropages formosus (Asian bonytongue)
Lineage: Eukaryota; Metazoa; Chordata; Actinopteri; Osteoglossiformes; Osteoglossidae
Gene: polr1a
Product: RNA polymerase I subunit A
Exons: 34
Coding region: 1-5109 (1702 amino acids)
Biological process (GO): DNA-templated transcription
Cellular component (GO): RNA polymerase I complex
Molecular function (GO): DNA binding
Source: RefSeq, a predicted model, not a curated record